AUGAGCCAGUUCCAAUUGUUUCCUCCACCUUCCCCUGUAGGUGGAGGCUCGAAGAAUCCUUUUCGCAAAGGAAUCAAGAAACCGGCUGCAAAGCCGCAGCCAUCGAGUCCAAUACCUUUGGAGGACCUCAAAGGCUCGCAGACAGAGGCAGUGCUUUUGCAGAUUAUAGAGGACACAAACAAGGUCCAGCCGCCUCCAAAGGCACAUAUCUCCCGACAAACACCAGUGUCGAUACCGGAGACAAUACGUGAACCCGAGUCUGAUUCGCUGUAUGAUGCUAGUCCACAGAUCGGGGCCGCAGAAAGAGAACGCUCGCCAACACCUAAGACCAAACCCUCAUUACCACGAGGCCAGGCAGGCUCUCGUCAAAAGUCCCCGCAACCCUCUGAGCCUCCCGUGAUUCCCAUGAAAUCGAUAUUCCCUCGUUACGAUCCGAAUUUCCCGCUUAGCCAACAGCAGUACUACCCUCAACCCUCGAGCAGUACGCAUCGGACUCGCCACAAUCCUCGAGGGCUGAUUCUAACGCCAGAGCCGGAAAUUGACCGUGCUCUAGGGCCCAAGACUGUCCCUGCAAGCGUAUUGAACUUUCCGACGGAUAUGCUAGAGCCGCUUGAGGUACACUACUCCUCUGCAACGGAGCUGAAGGGUCUUUGGGAGGUUGCCAAUGGACAAAGGCCGCAGAAUCUUAUGGGAACAUUCAAUCUGCGUAUGCAUAGGACUGAUCAUGCAACAUUCACAUUCGGAGAUCCGCUGUCGCCAUUUUACACGAUGCAAACCUUCUCGACGGACGAGCUGUCUAUUGCCAGAGCACACCCGAUGAAACCAAACAGCAGUGUCUCCGUGAUGAUGCUGAAACUGGAGGAUAGGAAGCGUCGGCUACCGCCAAACGACGAGCUGGUCACACUGUUGUUCUCCCGACUGGCUGCAAUGCUGGCUAUCGGCGAAGCAGAGGAACUAGCAAAGCAACACCAACUUUCUUCAACCGAGGCGAGCGAAGUGGAAGGCAACGCGUUGAAGCGAGCAGCCGCACAAGAGUCCUGCAGACUUCUCUGGAAUAACGGGAAGCACCUCUACGAGCUUCAGCACCCAUCACACUGCAAACAGCAACCGCCCGCCCUCGUCGGCGCAGCUGGCUUCGGUGCAGCGGGCAUUCCCCUUUCUCCAGUGCGGUCGAAGUACGCGGGGAUCCUCCACAUCACAGUCUCGACUCCAUCAAGCGACACCAAGUCCCGUCAGCCCCCAACGAUCAUCGUGACGACGCCUCUAUCCUCCAACGCGAUGGAGGCCGCCAACCAGGCCGCCACACCACGCACCUCUACCCUCCCGUUGACCGACUCGGACGAGCCGCUGGCGUCACUUGACCUAGGCACAAUGACGCUAUCGAUCUGUGCGACAGCCAUCAUCAAUACGAUCCCGUCACUGUACGCUAUCGACUCCCUGGUAGCGGCCAUGCUGGCCGUGGCUGCUUCAGACGAGACGACCAAUCCUGUUCUGGCGGAUAUGGCCUUGUAUGACCCUAAGCAAGAAUCGCAUCACUUUUCUUCCCUCUCCAAUCCCGCCGGCGGGGGCAUGUUCACAGGAAAACUAGUAGCAACGCUCGCAGAACGCGAAGACGCCGAGGAGAGCAACCGGCUAAUGUCCAAGAUCAAAUUGUCCAAGUCCGACACUCCCACCGACGGCAACGGCAAACGAUCUUUUUGGUCAUGGGGACGCUCAAAGACUGCAAAACCAAAAAGCAAAAACAAACAGAUCAUGAUCGAGCAGCUCGAUCUGGAAAAGUACGGACGGUACGGGUCUAGUUCUUCCAGGGAAGGCCAGAAGCUGCCCGGUCCGACGAGGGGUAUCCUCCGGCUUUUGUUCUUUGGGUUGAAUAUGAUUGUACAGACGCUUACAGUGUUGGUGGAGAUUGUGGCUUGGUUGUUGGUGAGCGUUACUCGGUGCGUGACGAGUGAGAAGUUUUAG
Messenger RNA from Aspergillus thermomutatus, 1962 nucleotides. RefSeq lists its product as uncharacterized. The transcript has 2 exons. Lineage: Eukaryota; Fungi; Ascomycota; Eurotiomycetes; Eurotiales; Aspergillaceae. Bases 1 to 1962 code for a protein of 653 amino acids. The record is from RefSeq and is a predicted model, not a curated record.